Molecule: messenger RNA, 204 nt
Organism: Cylicostephanus goldi
Lineage: Eukaryota; Metazoa; Nematoda; Chromadorea; Rhabditida; Strongylidae
Source: the annotation of a GenBank genome assembly
AUGGUCGACAACAAUUAUAUGGAAUCCAACGAAAAGCUUGCACUGCCUUCACAGAUGCCCCUGCGUACGAGUUGCACACUUCGAUUGAACGAGGCGAAGAAGAAUGACACGAACUCGACCACUAGACCACAUGAUCCGAAAAAUACGGCGUGGCUCAUAGAUGAUGCUGCCGAGGAUGUUGGCAAGACAACGCGCAAUCUGUAG